CAACCCAAACCACACCACACCGCCCACCAAACACCUCCGUCCUAUGACCCCUAAAAGUGCUACCCGGGCACUGAUUUCUUCAAAAUGAGCGGCAGGCUUGCUGCACGCACAGCCCUGCGAGUAACGAGGAACGCCACGACACCGCCGCGCGCCCGACCGUUUUCCUUCGUCACCAACACCAUCCCAGCCGGCGGCCUGCUUCGCUCAGAGGCUGGGCUCCGACUCAUAAAGCGACGCCCCUGGCCACAGGGAAGCUAUGCUCUCCAUAAUGUGCCCGCCGUACGAUCGAUCUCGUUUGCGAGGGUUAUUCCGAAGCUGGUGACGAAGUUUGCAACUGCGGGUGCGGCGGCGGGUGGCGCUGUCAUCGCGGGUGCUUCGUACAUUCAAUAUCAGGCUGGACAGGCCGGAACAUUCGCUGUCGAUUUAUUCAAUAAGGCGAAAGACGGUGCAACAGGAAUCGCUGAUGGAGCAUUUGGAACUGCGUCUGGAGUGUUCGAUCAGAUUGGAAGGGGAUGGGACAAGACGAAGGGGGAUCUGGACCAAGUUGAACUUCCGGAGUGGCUUCAGAAGCUGAUGGCAAAAGAAGAAUCAUCAGGCAACGGCGGCGGAAACGGUGGUCAAGAUCCAAAAGAACCCAAAGAACCCAAGAAUAGCGGGGCAGGAACUGUUGCUGCAGGAUCGGCUGCAGCUCUAGGCUACUCCAAGGAAGAUGAAGAAGACAAGGAAGAGGGAGAGAAGAUUGCCAGGGACGAGCAAAUGAUGAUGCUUACGAAGAAGAUGAUCGAAAUCAGGAGCCUACUUCAAACCGUGGGUCAGUCCGAGACGCUGACUCUGCCCUCCAUCGUCGUUAUCGGAUCCCAAUCGUCGGGUAAAAGUUCGGUUCUGGAGGCUAUUGUUGGUCACGAAUUCUUGCCCAAGGGAUCGAACAUGGUGACCCGUCGACCUAUCGAGCUCACUCUUGUCAACACGCCUGAUGCGCAUGCCGAGUAUGGAGAGUUCCCCGCCUUGGGUCUUCAGAAGGUCACAGAUUUCAGCCAGAUCCAGAAGACUCUGACCGACCUCAACCUUUCCGUCCCCGCAAGCCAAUGUGUCUCCGACGACCCCAUCCAACUCAGAAUCUACUCCCCUAACGUUCCCGACCUAUCGUUGAUCGACCUUCCCGGAUACAUUCAGGUGACGGGUCGUGAUCAGCCUCCAGAGCUCAAGGAGAAGAUUGCCGAACUAGUCAACAAGUACCUCAAGCCCCCGAACGUUAUCCUCGCCAUCUCCGCUGCAGAUGUCGAUCUCGCAAACAGCACCGCCCUCCGUGCAUCACGAAAGGUUGACCCUCGAGGAGAACGAACGAUUGGUGUCAUCACGAAGAUGGAUCUCGUGGAUCCAGAGCGUGGUGCCAGUCUUCUCACCGACCGUAAAUAUGCCCUCCGCCUCGGUUAUGUCGGAGUUGUCAGCAGGGCUCCUCCCAGUACUUCAGGGGGAAAGCUGUUUAACCGCGGAAAUGGAAAUAUCUCCAAUGCAAUCGCAAAGAACGAACAGCAGUUCUUCUCAGCUCACGAGGCAUUCGGACCGGAUUCCCAUCUUCAGGUUGGCACGCAGAAUCUUAAGAAGAAGUUGAUGCAGGUGCUCGAGCAAACCAUGGCUGCCAGCUUGAAGACAACGGGCGAGGCAAUCCAGCGAGAACUUGCAGAGGCUACAUACGAGUACAAGGUCCAGUACAACGAGCGGCCGCUCAGCGCAGAGUCAUAUCUUGCUGAGUCGCUUGAUGCCUUUAAGCACUCUUUCCGUGGAUUCUCAGAAUCGUUCGGACGCCAACAGGUCCGUGAGCUGCUCAAGCAUGAACUUGAUCAGCAAGUCUUGAAUCUACUUGCACAACGCUACUGGAACAGACCCUUCGAAGACUUGAGUGUGCCGCUUCCCGACGCCGAUCCUUUGGCCAGCCUGGCUAAAGCUGAUCCCGAGGGAGAGAACCAAAUCUGGCAGAUCAAGCUCGACAGCUCCAGUGCAGCCCUCACCAAACUAGGUGUUGGCAGACUGGCAACCAGUGUUGUUGCCAACUCACUACAAGCACACAUCGACAGGCUCAUCCAAAAUUCAAGAUUUGCUUCUCAUCCUUUCGCACGCCAGGCUAUUACCGAAGCCUCCACCUCCAUUCUCAAGGACUUGUCCUACGACAUCUCAGACGAACUCGAGAUCUGCAUUAAACCUUACAAAUACCGCAUUGAGGUUGAGGAUCACGAAUGGGCAAAGGGAAGGGACAACGUCACGAACGUGCUCAAAGAAGAACUUAAGGUCUGCGAGUCAGCCGUCAAGAAAUUAGAAGAGGAGGUUGGCGGCAGGAAGAAGGUCAGAGAUGUAGUUGCCUUCAUUGAUCGCGUACGCAGCGGACAGGUCGUACUUGAAGGUGACGGCAUCGGUGGCGCUGGAGGUUUCAGCUCUGCUCUUCUGCAAAAAGGCCGCGAAGCAGUUUUCCUCCGCGAUCGAGUGGAUGUGCUCAAGAUGCGACUACUAGCCGUCAAGUCCAAACAGUGCGCCACCAAGAAGAACAAGUACCACUGCCCAGAGGUUUUCCUCGAUGCCGUAGCAGACAAGUUGACCACCACGGCUGAUCUUUUCCUCGAUGCCGAGCUCCUCUCGAAGUUCUACUACAUCUUCCCCAGAGAGCUUGACGCAAGGCUGGGCCGGGGUCUCAGCCAAUCCGAGAUCGACCGGUUCGCACGAGAGGACCCCAAGGUCCGUCGCCACUUGGACGUUGUGCGACGUAAGGAGCUCCUCGAGCACGUCCUAAAGGAGAUGGACAGCCUUCGCCAACUCGAAGCCCGGGAAAAGCGAUACGCAGCCCAGAGAGAGGAGGGCAAGUCGAGGAGGAAGGGAGGAUGGAGCCUCUUCUAGAGUCUCGUAUGAUAUAUUUCUCAAUGCCUGAACCAAAAUGAAUGAUUUGCAACCUACGAGCAGGAGCGAUAAGAAGUAGCUGGUAAGCCUGUUCGUCAGACAUGAUAUACUCGCGGAUCCGCAUGGCGUUUAUUAGAGAGCAUAGUUGGUCGAUACCAUUGGGACAACGCAGCUUUUGUAUUCCUAGCAUUCAAAAACGAACGACCCCUCACGAUAAAAAAUGAAAAUCUCCCAUAGUAUAAUAUAGAAAUCCAUUUGCAACCGGACUUCGGCUCCGCCGUGGCCGUGAAUGUCGU
Aaosphaeria arxii CBS 175.79 is the source of this 3182-nucleotide messenger RNA. RefSeq lists its product as uncharacterized. Gene Ontology annotation, molecular function: GTP binding; GTPase activity; microtubule binding. The record is from RefSeq and is a predicted model, not a curated record. Gene Ontology annotation, cellular component: microtubule; cytoplasm; membrane. Bases 85 to 2886 code for a protein of 933 amino acids. Lineage: Eukaryota; Fungi; Ascomycota; Dothideomycetes; Pleosporales. The transcript has 3 exons.